AUGGCAAGGAAUGAUCUAAUCGUUUUGACGAAAGCCCAGUUCGUGCUGUAUAUCCGAACUAUGUACCUGGGGAUCCAGAGCCAGAGGCGGAAGGAACACCAGCGGCGUUUCUACUGGGCUAUGAUGUACGAAUAUGCAGACGUAAAUAUGUUGCGCCUCCUGGAAACAUUCCUGGAGAGCGCCCCUCAACUGGUGCUACAGCUCUGCAUAAUGAUCCAAAAGAACCGUGCAGAAACAUUACCAUGUGUGUCCUCUGUGGCCUCCCUGAUGUCCCUGGCUUGGGUGCUAGCCUCCUAUCACAAGCUUCUUCGGGACUCUAGGGACGACAAGAAGAGUAUGAGCUACAGAGGGGCCCUCAUCCAUCUCUUCUGGCGCCUCUUCACCAUCUCAUCCCGAGUUAUUUCUUUUGCUCUCUUUGCUUCCAUCUUCCAGCUCUACUUUGGGAUCUUUGUAGUGGUCCAUUGGUGUGCCAUGGCUUUCUGGAUCAUCCAUGGUGGGACAGAUUUCUGCAUGUCUAAGUGGGAGGAGAUCCUCUUCAACAUGGUGGUAGGGAUUGUGUACAUUUUCUGCUGGUUUAAUGUCAAGGAAGGGCGGACUCGAUACCGAAUGUUUGCGUAUUACACGGUGGUCCUGACGGAGAACGCUGCCUUGACGCUCCUUUGGUAUUUUUACAGAGAUCCUGACACUACUGACUCAUAUGCCGUGCCAGCACUGUGUUGUGUCUUUCUUAGCUUUGCUGCUGGGAUAGCUUUGAUGCUGUUAUAUUAUGGUGUGCUGCAUCCCAUGGGGCCAAGAGCUAAGAUCUUUGCCAGCUCCUGUUGCGCCGAGCUGCUCUGGGGCAUUCCUUUGCCCCCCGAUGUUGAGCCCAUGGCGCCCCAAACCCCUGGGUACCGGGGGGCUCAGGCUACGCCCACCAGAGCGGUCACGGAGCAACAGGAGGAACUCACAGCUGACACUUGCUUGCCCGUUUUCCAGGUGAGAGCAAUGGUACCACCUACUCCAUCUGGGCGACCCUACCCCCCCGAGGGGCCUCUCAUUAAGAUUGACAUCCCAAGAAAAAGAUAUCCGGCAUGGGAUGCUCAUUUUGUAGACAGGAGGUUAAGAAGAACUAUCAACAUCCUCCAGUAUGUCACCCCCACAGCUGUAGGUAUUAGGUAUAGAGAUGGACCUCUCUUGUAUGAGUUGCUACAAUAUGAAUCUUCACUUUAAAAGCUCCUUAGAGCAAAAGUAAAAGAGGGGACCUUAUUUUUGUUUACGGUAAACACAGAUCAUGAAACAAACACAAACCUUCAGAUAAGCUUUCUUUCUGGUUGCUGUAUGUAUAAAAAAAAAAAAAAAAAGAUAUUCUCUAUGUUUUGUAAGUAAAAACAAAAAGAAAAACUUUUCUUUUGUUUUUUACACACAAGAAACAGUAUUUCAACUUCCACACCUAGGAUUCACAGGUGGAGAAGGAGGCAUCUCCACAUCAGUUUUAUACCGUACACCAAGUGUAGAACAUUAUUUAUGGGAUUGGUGCUGA
Messenger RNA from Chaetura pelagica (chimney swift), 1519 nucleotides. RefSeq names its product XK, Kell blood group complex subunit-related family, member 6 (gene XKR6). The record is from RefSeq and is a predicted model, not a curated record. Lineage: Eukaryota; Metazoa; Chordata; Aves; Apodiformes; Apodidae. The transcript is spliced from 3 exons. Gene Ontology annotation, biological process: engulfment of apoptotic cell; phosphatidylserine exposure on apoptotic cell surface; apoptotic process involved in development. Gene Ontology annotation, cellular component: plasma membrane. Bases 1 to 1209 code for a protein of 402 amino acids.